AAAAGAAUUUGUUGUAGUCCUCCAGCGAGGAUUUAAGCGGAGCUGCACCUAGAAAACUGUCCAGCCUACACCACUACCAUCUUUGGGUGGUGCUUUGCAGAAAUUUGGAGCCCCGACAGAUGCUUUCAAUGGAGCUGGAGCUGCAGUGUAAACAUAUGAAGUGCUUCAUGAUACAAAGAACUUUGACAGGUGUCUGCACAUCUAACAGUGCUAAGAUUGGGCAGCACCUUAUGACACCCUUAAAAGGAUCUCAAGGCAUCCUGGUUGAGAAUAACGGUGCUAGAGGAAUGAAAAGAGGAGGUCUCCAAACACGAAUUAUGACAUUCCAUAGCUGCACCAAAGCACUGCUGUGCAUAGGUAUCUGGAGUCUGAUGUCCAGACUCUAUUCUGAACCUGCGAUGCCUCUGAAACUCUGGAACUGUUUGCCAGUUGGAGCCCAGGAAAUAAAAUGCCUGUGUCAUAUGCAUGGAUUCUAUGAAAGUGGAAGCAACUCCCUGGCCCUACAGCGUCACUACCAGCCAUCAUGGACUCAAGUGGAACCUGUACCAUAAGUUAUUAAAUUGCACUGGUAGGAGCAGGAGUCUCCUUAAUUGAUGCUGCAAAUAUAGAAGUUCUUGCUAAUAAACUGUCAUAUGCCACUGAAAAUAUGGGGAAAAUGGGAAGUCCAUUAACUGCAUCUUUAAAAAUGUUAAGCGAAGAACAGCAGUUAAUAAGUAAGGUAUUUCCUGGGUGGGAAAAACUCAUAGAAGGGGAUGAAAAGUUAAUGAUGUCUGGUGUACAGUCCCUCCAAAAUAAUGUAUCAUUGGCUUUAGCGUGUGAGCAAGCUCAGGCUCUCACCCAAAAUGUCAUCAUGGGAAUGAUUCGGCAAGCCAUGAUGGGACAAAUUCCCAUGGAAGCAAUCAACCUAAUUCGGCCCCAUGUAACGGAGGAAGAAUUAGCCCUCCAGCCCUGGUGGAGAUCAGUUAAUGCUUCAUACAAUCACCACCAGCAAAACUUGCAGUUAUUCCUUAUAACUGUGGCAGGCAAGGAAAUUAGAACAAUCCACCCAGUAGUCCCACUGGGAUUACAAAUUGAUGACAGCUCAGUGAUGUACUCCAGGGAUCAUAACACUUGGGCCUGGCAGAAAGAUAGUGCAUGGAAAACAGUAAAUGUAAAAGGGUGUAGAAGAAAAGAAGGUUUAGGUUACAUCUGUGAAGACCAAGCAUUGGAGGAGCAUGAUGAAUGUUUUUUUCCACAACCUGGGAACAAGUCUCACUGUUCCUUCGAUGUUAUCCAAGAAAGGGAAUCUGCUAUUGUUUAUGUGGGUAAAGCAUGUGUGUGCAUGAGAACAAGAUGUGAUAUUGUAUUAAUUAAUGGAUAUUGGAUUCAACCUAUGGUGCCUUAUAUUAAUCGCUGUUUCUGUAAUGUAACCACUAUUGUUACUUGUGAUCUUAAGUUUACUGUACCUAUAUGGACCAUACAACAUUUGAAUGCCUACCCUGAGCUCUACAAAAAGGUGUUCCCCAUUUUACUAGGAAUGGGUCUCAUCACCAUUAAGGAACUAUUAACUCAUCCCUCCUUACAAGCUGAACUGCAAAGACUCAAAGCUUUGGGAGAGAAUGGCAAACUUGAGAUUCAACACCACAAUCAAGAAAUAUCUAAGCUAGCAGCUACAGUUAAAAACGCAGGCCAUCACUCCUGGUGGGAGGUUUUGUUUGGGUGGAGCCCCAAUGCAACAGGUCUUUUAAAUGUCAUGCUUCACCCCAUUGUAGUGAUCAUUAGUUUUCAAAUUAUACUAGUAAUUAGUCUGAUGCUACUAGUUUGCUGGAUCCAGAGACUGAUGCGACGAUUGCAAUGGAUAGAAGGCCAGAACCAGUACCAUGGAGCAAGAAUGUGAUGGGGAUACUCGCUCAACGCAAGCACCCCAUCAACGGGGGGAAUUGUUACACCUCAGCUCUGUAUUCUUGGGCAACCCUGGCACAGGAUGCAGUCUGUCUGACUCACAAAGGACUCACCCCACUCCCUCCCCUCCUCUACAUAAACGAAACUGAUUAAGAUGCAGUGAGAGACGCACCUAAAACUCUCCAGAUAAGGGUGAUAAGAGUGAAACAACUGCCCUAGGUCUCAUUUGCA
Messenger RNA from Alligator mississippiensis (American alligator), 2112 nucleotides. RefSeq lists its product as uncharacterized. The record is from RefSeq and is a predicted model, not a curated record. Bases 647 to 1876 code for a protein of 409 amino acids. The transcript has 4 exons. NCBI's taxonomy places the organism in Eukaryota, Metazoa, Chordata, Crocodylia, Alligatoridae.